This is a messenger RNA of Triplophysa rosa, 930 nucleotides long. Its product is annotated as protein inturned-like. Bases 202 to 930 code for a protein of 242 amino acids. NCBI's taxonomy places the organism in Eukaryota, Metazoa, Chordata, Actinopteri, Cypriniformes, Nemacheilidae. Gene Ontology annotation, cellular component: cilium; cytoplasm. Gene Ontology annotation, biological process: cilium assembly; establishment of planar polarity; nervous system development. The record is from RefSeq and is a predicted model, not a curated record. The transcript has 2 exons.
GCGGUGAGCGAAAGCUUCAGAGUUGUUAUAGCAACGGUUCCAUUGUACCAAUCACUCUUUGAGAAACUCGUCACGUGACCUACAGAAAAGCCCCGUAUGCAGACAAGACGGCAAAAUGUCUCUCUGCUCAAAAGGAGAAAUUUACAGUUAAAAUCCGCUUCAGAUGGGUAGAAUGACAGCUAAGUGAGACAAUAUGCGUUAAUGGCUUCUAGACAUUUUACAGAAGACGUCGGGACGCACGACUCACGUGAAAUUAAAGAAGAGAAAGGAGGAAACGACGGCAGCGACGAUGACUCUACUGCAUCAAGUUACAGUUACACAGGCUCAGGUUUCUCAGAUGACCUAGAGCCAGAAUGGCUAGAUGAUGUCCAGAAGAAUGGUGAACUCUUUUAUCUUGAGCUGAGUGAAGGAGAGGAAGAAGCUCUAUUGGCCCAGGUGACCGCCAGUCAGUCCGCUGCCACUAACCACGUACGUUUCAGUGAAAAGGAGGUGGAGAUUAUCACAGACAGUGGUAAAAAGGAAGCGGAUUCCAGCAAUAAAUCCGAAGCAAAGUUCAAGAAGUUUGCCAAGAUUCUGAGACGAAGGCAAUCAUCUCAAAGAAAAGCAGUAAAUGGAAAAGAGGGAGGAGCUCCCCAACGCCCCACAUCCAUCCUUAAAAAUCAAGCGGGCCAGCGGCCUGGGGUGGUGGUACAUCAGCAGCGUCUGAAGGACGUGUAUGUGUAUCUGAACCCUAAACGACUCUGCAGCUCUUCGCCCCCAUAUCCAGAGAAAGGGGGUCUGUUAGAGGCCUUGCUGGGUGUGGUGCACCGGCCAGGUGGAAAUGCAGGGAAGAGGGGAGAAAAACUCACAAUAAAUGCAUUGGUCCCUCACAGUCCCGCCAGCAAGUGUGCUGACAUUCUAAUCGGUAAGCAUGACAGACAAGGAUGUUGA